GACUUGCCUAGAAGCCUGCAUCCAUCUGCAAAGCAUGAGGGGCCGCGACCUCACCGGCUCGCUGCCGGACGAUGUCCUCCAGCACGUGCUCUCCUUCCUGCCAUCGCGCGACGCCGUGCAGACGUCGGUGCUCGCCCCCCGCUGGCGCCACCUCUGGAAAUCCACCCCCGCCGUCCGCGUCCGCGGCAGGGGAGACGGCUUUCGCCUCUUCGUCAACAGCCUGCUGCGCCACCGGAACGACGCCUCGCCGCUGCACACCUUCGAGAUCGACGACCUCGUGAAAGGCCCCCAGCCGUCCACCAACUUCUUCUUUGACGACGACGACGACGACGACGAGGACGUCUCCGAGACCGACCCCCACCCGGACGUCGACCUGUGGAUCAGGCACGCCUUGUCCACGUGCCGCGCCACCUCGCUCACGGCACGCUUCGACGAAGAGGGCUUCCUGCCGUGGCGUCCGCGCCCCCCUUUCGCCUUCACGUCCAGCCAGCUCACGACCAUGCACCUCGAGUUCGUCGAGCUCGCCGACGGCCUCCUCGACUUCUCCCCCUGCCCGGCGCUCCUGCGCCUCAGCCUCAGCGGAUGCCGCCUCAGCGGCGACGCCAUCGUGUCGCCCUCGCUGGAGCGCCUCACCAUCAUCCGCUGCGACAUCCCGAUCGGCCGGAACACGGCCGGCCGGGCCGCCACGAUGAGGAUCUCCGCGCCGAACCUCCGUCAUCUGCAGAUAUCCGAUAGCUGUGACGGGGAGCAGACACCUCCGUCCCUCGACAGCAUGCCUUUGUUGACGACGGCGAGCAUCCGGUUCACGGGCAGCACCCAGAUUUACCCCACCAAUGGUGGCGCUUCCUUGCUUCUGCAUGGCUUGUCAGAGGCCACGAGCUUGGAGCUUGCGGCUUCCACUCCUGAUGGAAAGGCAAUCCUACAAGGUGACUUGAGAUGGUGCCCUACAUUCACCGAGUUAAAGACUUUGAUACUGAACGAGUGGUGUCUAUAUGACGAUGUAACUGCGCUUGCAUGCCUUCUGCGGCACACACCCGCACUAGAGACUUUGCAACUUGAUUUCAAGAGCAGCGAUACACUCCAGGAGAAAACAAAAGGAAGUUGUAUCAUAUUAAAAGAGUUGUUUCCUACACUUGAAAACCUGAAGACAGUGAAGAUCGGAGGGCACUGCUCAUAUUCUGACACAAAGAAGCACGAAAUUUUGAAGUUUUUCAGUGAUUGGGGCAUACCUCGGUGUAAAGUUAAGUACGCUCUGAACUUUGAAGCAGUGGAUGCCGCUAUGGAAGGGGGAAAACGCAAGAGGGGGUCAAGAAGACGGUAGGAUGCAUGCAGGCUGAGAUAGCCAAACUGAAGCAGGAAUCGACACUUCGCGAGGAUCCAAGCGGUGUAGGAUAGAACGUAGUCUGCUAUGAGGUUCUAUCCCUUUGAACAAGGGCUGAACUGCGCUGCCUUAGAAACCACUGUACCCCUAUGCACCAAACCACUGGAAAAUUCAAGUUUGGCAAGUGUCACCGUCUUUGCCGAGUGCAUUUCAUCAGGGACUCAGCAAACAUGUCUUUGCCGAGUGUCGCCGAAAAAAUACUCGGCAAAAAGGUGCUUUCCCGAGCGCUACACUCGGCAAAAGGGCGUCUUUCCCGAGUGCUACACUCGACAGAAGGGGGUAUUCACCGGGCUGCAUUGUUUUGGCUGUUGAGAUU
Triticum aestivum (bread wheat) is the source of this 1697-nucleotide messenger RNA. Its product is annotated as F-box protein At5g03100. The transcript is spliced from 4 exons. The record is from RefSeq and is a predicted model, not a curated record. Lineage: Eukaryota; Viridiplantae; Streptophyta; Magnoliopsida; Poales; Poaceae. Bases 35 to 1321 code for a protein of 428 amino acids. Gene Ontology annotation, molecular function: protein binding.